AUGGUGACCACGACAUGGAGAAAAUUGGUGACCCCUUGCUGGAAGCCCUCAGUGGAUAAUCAAGGUCAAAAUGGCAGCAACAGCGGAGAUGAUCUUAACGGCCGUGUGGAUGGUUUGUGGUGGUACAAAGAUUUAGGGAAUCACAUUUACGGGGAAUUUUCGAUGGCAGUGAUUCAAGCUAAUAAUGUGAUGGAAGAUCAUAGUCAACUGGAAUCUGGGCCAAUGAGCUCCGUCGAAUAUGGGCCUCAAGGGACGUUUGUCGGGAUUUAUGAUGGGCAUGCUGGUCCGGAAGCUUCUCGGUUUAUAAACGGCUGCCUUUUUGAAAAUAUGAAGAAAUUUACGUCAGAAAAUCAUGAAAUGGCAGCCGAUGUCAUAAAAAACGCUUAUCUGGCAACCGAGGAAGAAUUCCUUUCGUUGGUCAAAAAGCAAUGGGUGAAUAGACCGCAAAUUGCUUCAGUGGGUUCGUGCUGUUUGGUGGGCGUUAUAUGCAAUGGCGUGUUGUACGUUGCGAAUGCUGGUGAUUCGAGGGCUGUUUUGGGCAGAGUGGAUAAAGGUGAAAAAGAGCUUAAGGCAAUUCAGUUAUCGGACGAGCACAAUGCGAGUUUUAAGUCUGUUCGAGAUGAGUUGCAGUUGUUGCACCCUGAAGAUCCUCACAUUGUUGUUUUAAAGCAUAAUGUUUGGCGUGUGAAAGGUAUUAUUCAGGUGUCAAGAUCAAUAGGUGAUGCUUACUUAAAGAAAGCCGAAUUCAAUAGAGUGCCUUUGUUACCGAAAUUCAGACUUCCCGAACCUUUUGAGAAACCGAUUCUAUUGGCCGAGCCAUCCAUACACGUUCAAAAGCUUUAUCCAGAGGAUCAAUUUCUUAUAUUUGCUUCGGAUGGGCUGUGGGAACACCUGAGCAAUCAAGAGGCAGUCGAGCUUGUUCACAGUUCUCCACGCAAUGGCAUUGCAAGGAAACUAGUGAAAGCGGCCAUACACGAAGCGGCGAAGAAGAGAGAGAUGAGAUAUUCUGACCUGAGAAAGAUCGAUCGAGGGGUGAGAAGACAUUUUCACGAUGACAUCACAGUUAUUGUUCUUUUCCUCGACUCUCAUUUGGAUAACCGGAGUUCUUUCCAGGGGCAGCCUGUUUUCUCGAUAAAAGCAUGUGGAUUCAACUCAGGAGACACCAAUACAUAG
Striga hermonthica is the source of this 1173-nucleotide messenger RNA. The record is from the annotation of a GenBank genome assembly. Lineage: Eukaryota; Viridiplantae; Streptophyta; Magnoliopsida; Lamiales; Orobanchaceae.